AUGGACAGGUUACUUGCCAGGCAGACAACUGAGGGCCAGCUGAUUCUCAACUUCAUGGUCAACACCGACAAGGCGCCUGCCAACAGUCAAUCAGUCGCGGCACUGAAAGCCCGACUGGCGCUACUGGAGUCGUAUUGGGCCAAGGUGUUGAAUCGGCACUGCGAGAUGGACCCCACUGAGGAACAACGAGCUACUGAACCGUAUUGGACCAAAGACCAAUUCAGUCUGUACGAGCAAAAUUACAUACAGCACGUGGUCACCUUGAAGGAGAGGAUAGCGCUUCUCGAGCCAGAAGCCCCUCAGAUUGCCCAAUCUCCUGGGGCACCUACACGAGUCAUGCACGACGCCUCAGCGCCACUCCGCAAGUUACCACUGCCCACCUUCAACGGAGAUGUCUUGCAAUGGGCCGCAUUUAAAGAGCGUUUCAGCUCGCUGGUCGGCAACGUGGCCUCCUAUUCGAAGGUCACUAAGUUACAGUAUCUCCAAUCUUGCCUUGAAGGACCGGCCGCGAAGCGAGUGAACAAUAUGGAGAUAACGGGCGCUAACUACGACGUUGCAUGGGCCAAGCUUGUCAAACGGUAUGACAACGAAAGAAUCACGCUCUCCGCUCACCUGUCAAAGAUGCUUAAACUACCAACCACACCUCAAAGGACUGCUGCAGGAAUCAGUGGACUAUUAGACGAGGUCGACGAGGCUUUGGCAGCCCUCAAGCAUCUAGGCAGACCUGUCGAUCAAUGGGAUGACUGGCUGAUCGAAAUAAUCACUGCCAGAUUGGACAGCUCAAUCAUAGAAGACUGGGAGAAGUCUCAGGAGGGCAACGACAUACUGCCUACCUAUGGUGAACUGGUAGACUUCUUAGAAACUCGGAUUCGAUCCCUGGAAUCGGCGCAUCGGAAAGGGCCCGAACCGAGUUCCAGUUCCACAGUGAAGCCCACGCCAAGCAAAAAACAGGCUCCUAAGGAAAGGAAAUCGGUGAACUCUUAUCACAGCUCAUCGACCGAGGCAUCCGCGAAUCCUCGCUCGAAAAGGGGAUGCAGUAUAUGCAAGGGCGAGCACUUCAUCGGCUACUGCCCCAAUUUUGUCAAACUGGAACCCGAAAGGAGGAGAGAGCUCGUCUCCUCCACUGGUUUGUGCUUCAAUUGCUUGUCUGGGAAGCACAUAGUCGCUAAAUGCACCUCGAAGGGUCGGUGCUCUACACGGGAUUGCGGAGCCAAACAUCAUUCGCUGUUGCACGUGGACAAACCAGUCGCUACAGAUAGGGAGGAAGACCACGUGAAUUCAUCGACGGACUCUCCGUCAACGGUGUCACACACAACCCAAGUGAGUGGUACUAAGCGCACGCACGCCUCCCCGAAAGUAAGAGGGAUCACCCUGUUACCGACUGCUUGGAUCAUCCUGGAAUCAUUUGAUGGAGCUUCGGUGAGAGUAAGGGCCUUGAUCGACCAAGCUUCUGAGGGGUCAUUUAUUUCAGAACGGAUAACACAAGCUCUCUCCUUACACCGAAGGAAAAGUGCUGUUUCCGUCAUUGGAGUCGGCGGACAGGUAAACUUGACCUCCAAUUUUGUAACGGAAGCUCUACUCCGCUCUCCCAAGAAAAUGGACUUCUCGCUGAGUUUCACAGCCAUGAUCCUGGGCAAUUUAACCAAACUUCUGCCCACGGAACGUUGUCGACGGGAACCCUGGCCGCACAUGGAGGGCCUAGACCUGGCCGAUCCCGAUUUCUGCGAACCAGAUUGCAUCGAAUGCAUACUUGGAGGGGACGUUUUCCCGCAAAUUAUCCGCGAGGGUGUUCGACUCGGCUCGGAUAUGCAACCCGUUGCUCAAGAAACCGUUUUGGGUUGGAUAGUGACGGGUCCAGUCUCCACACAAGCUACGGAUGGAAGAUUGCCUACCAUGCAAUCGUUCCAUACAUUAACCUCGUCGGUGAAUGAAGACCUCAGGCGCUUCUGGGAGAUAGAAGAGGUCCUCGCUAAGCCGAAGCUUUCCGCACCAGAACAAGCGUGCGAGGAUCACUACGUUGAGACUCACCGACAAGAUUCCGAAGGAAGGUUUGUCCUUCGCCUACCUUUCUCGCAACCACCGGAGUUAGGAGACUCCAAAAGAAUCGCCGAGGCCAGAUUACUUCAGACGGAGAGACGCCUGCAUGGUAGACCUGCGCUACGACACGCAUAUGCUAAGUUCAUGGAAGAGCUGCGGUCGCUCAACCACAUGGAAGAAGUACCCGAAGGAAAGGAUAGGAUAAAAGUGAGGAUAAAGGCUACUAUAUGCCGCACCAUGUUGUGGAGAAACGAGACGGCUCCGGAAAAAUCCGAGUCGUCUUCAACGCCUCUCAACCCUCAUCGAACGGGCUGUCGCUGA
Messenger RNA from Ceratina calcarata, 2358 nucleotides. RefSeq lists its product as uncharacterized. The record is from RefSeq and is a predicted model, not a curated record. The transcript has a single exon. NCBI's taxonomy places the organism in Eukaryota, Metazoa, Arthropoda, Insecta, Hymenoptera, Apidae. The coding region runs from base 1 to 2358 and encodes 785 amino acids.